CGACUGGCCACACUUAGCAAAUCACCUCGUGUUUCACUCGCAAACAAAGAAAAAAGUGCAUUUUAAUUACUGAUUACUGCAUUGCGAUUAGGCGUUCGCGAACAACUGCGUUUUCUUGCACAUCAGGGAACUCAAAGGGCGCGCGUGGGCAGGGCAUUAAGCGCAGUGUCUGUGUGCGUGAGUGUGGGUGCGUUGUGCGUUGUGCGUGCGUCGCAGUGUUGGUGCGUGUGCCCCCAUGUGUGUGUGUAUUUGUAUUGCCAUUAACUAAUAAACAAUAACCUUCGGGCCACGACGAAAGCCACGAAAUCGGCACCGCUGCUGUUCAGUUCAAUUCUGUUCCGUUCUGUUCUGUGCUGCUCUGUGCUAUUCUGUUCCAUCUGAAGCAGCUGAAUAGGAGGACUCAUAGCCAGAGACUAAAAUAAAACGCCAACGCUUCCGCCCCGCGAGAGGAGCGCCCAGUUCAGGAGCGGACCAGCGGCGAUCCACCAUCCCAUAACCAAACGGAGCACUCCUCUACAACUACACACCUACACACACACAAAACACACGCAAUGGCGGACGUGAGCGAUCCCAGCGAGCUGUUCGAUCUGGAGCUUCACGACCUGGAGCUGCAGGACGACAAGGCCAGGGACUCCGACGACGACAGGAUCGAGCUGGACGACGUUGACCUAGAACCGGAAUUGUGUAUUAAUCUGCACCAAGACACCGAGGGCCAGGAGACCAUACAGCUUUGCGAGGAGAAUGUCAAUCCAGGUAAAAUCAAGCUGGGACCCAAGGACUUUGAGCUCAAGAAGGUCCUUGGCAAAGGUGGUUAUGGCAAAGUAUUUCAGGUGCGCAAGACCGCUGGACGAGAUGCCAACAAAUAUUUUGCCAUGAAGGUGCUCAAAAAGGCAUCCAUUGUGACCAAUCAAAAGGACACAGCGCACACCCGCGCCGAGCGCAAUAUACUCGAGGCAGUCAAGCAUCCCUUCAUAGUGGAGCUAGUCUAUGCCUUCCAGACAGACGGAAAACUAUACCUUAUACUUGAAUAUCUCAGCGGCGGAGAGCUGUUCAUGCAUUUGGAGCGCGAGGGCAUCUUCUUGGAGGAUACCACAUGCUUCUAUCUAAGCGAAAUCAUUUUGGCCUUGGGCCAUCUACACAAACUGGGCAUCAUCUAUCGCGAUCUAAAGCCCGAGAACAUACUACUCGAUGCACAGGGACACGUGAAGCUCACCGACUUCGGACUGUGCAAAGAGCACAUACAAGAGGGUAUUGUCACCCACACCUUCUGCGGCACAAUUGAGUACAUGGCACCUGAAAUCUUGACCAGAAGUGGCCAUGGCAAAGCAGUCGACUGGUGGUCACUGGGCGCUCUCAUGUUUGACAUGCUCACAGGAGUCCCACCCUUCACCGCCGAGAAUCGCAAGAAGACCAUCGAGACCAUUCUGAAAGCCAAGCUCAAUCUGCCAGCCUACCUCACACCGGAAGCCAGGGAUCUGGUGCGGCGCCUGAUGAAGCGGCAGGAACCUCAGCGCCUUGGCAGCGGACCCGAGGAUGCGGCGGCUGUCCAAAUCCACCCAUUCUUCAAACACGUCAACUGGGACGAUGUGCUCGCCAGACGCCUCGAACCGCCUAUAAAACCGCUCUUGAGAAGCGAGGACGAUGUCUCACAGUUCGAUACAAGAUUCACAAGACAAAUUCCAGUGGACUCACCUGAUGAUACGACGCUAAGCGAAAGUGCCAAUUUAAUUUUCCAAGGUUUCACCUACGUAGCGCCCUCGAUACUGGAGGACAUGCAUCGGGCCAACCGGAUGCCGGCACGCUCCCCACGACGCACUCCUCGCCAGCUGCCGGACAGCAGCUUCCGCCUACAGUUCCCAUCGGCCAAUGUGGGCGCCAACUCGCCGAUGUCCAUGCACGGUCAUCCGCAGCGAUCCGGGAUGUUUGCACGGGCCACGCCGCCGCAUCACAUGCAGCCAUUCGCGCCGCGCCCCUCGCCGGCGCAGGACGAGAUGAUGGACGUGCAGCAGGGUCUGCCGAUGGUCUAAAGGCUGGAGCGAUUGCUUCCCAACCAUCCCAUCCCAUCCCGUACCAUCCCGUCCCGUCCCGUAGGCAACCCACCACCUGCACCAUAAGCUUCAGCUCCCUUCCCCGAAAAAAGGAAAACAAACUAAGAAAAACAGCAAAAAAAAUUACAGAAAUUGACAGUUACUAUUAUGACGUAUGUGGAGUGUGGACUUGGUUAAGGAUACGGAAUGAGCAGGACGAUCAUCAGGCGAAGGAAGAGGAGAAGGAGGAGGCUGAGCAGCACGAGGAGCACAUGACCUCAGUGCGCGAAAUUGUUUUUGUUAUAGAGAAGCGCGCUCGGAUCGCGCCGUUGGAUAGUAAUGAUUAUGAUAAUGAGAAUACCGAGGAAGGCAGAUGGAGAAGAUGAUUGUGCUACGCGAUGGAAAGCGUUCGUUUUUGGAUACACCUAGAUACUACAGUUAGAGACAUCCACAUAAGCAUAUGCUAUAGCAAUUACUAUUAUACACCUAGAGAGAUGGUAGGCGACGAUCGCGAACCCGACCCGGGUAACCAGCCCCAAACUUAUCCGUGUUUAUGUAUAAAUAUUAUACUUACACUUAUGUUUUAUAUAGGCAAAAAGGUUUACACAAUUUAGUUCAAAUGUACACGCAACACUUUAAUUUCGUUUUACACUUAUUUAACGCCAAUCGAAACAGACAGCAACAGCAGACCAUUUAUAUUACGAAAAAGUUCUGUACUUGCGCGAUAGCUCUAAAUACAAAUCGACAUGUGAAUCGUGUGAGUUUGUGGCACAGACACUGAGUUCCAGCCACAAUUGCACUAAUCGGGUGUAAUAACUCUGGCUAGAAGCGUUCUUCACAGCUUAUUUUUAUUGUUGUCGAACAGUUUUCCAGUUUUCCAAUUGUUUUUGUCAUUUCGAACACCUACGGUAGGCAUAUAGUGACGUUAGUUUUUAGGGACAACUGCAGCGUAGCCAACAACACAAAAACUUAAAUGAAAUGUAAAUUAUAAACUAAACUAGUGCAUUAAAGAGUAAACUAUAAAAUAAAGUACAUAACGUAAAGUAAA
Molecule: messenger RNA, 3075 nt
Organism: Drosophila teissieri
Lineage: Eukaryota; Metazoa; Arthropoda; Insecta; Diptera; Drosophilidae
Gene: S6k
Product: ribosomal protein S6 kinase beta-2
Exons: 10
Coding region: 552-2027 (491 amino acids)
Biological process (GO): signal transduction; protein phosphorylation
Molecular function (GO): ATP binding; protein serine/threonine kinase activity
Source: RefSeq, a predicted model, not a curated record